AUGGUCUCUCAGGCCCAAGUACUCGAUCGCUCUGUGCCUAUGCCGAGUGCUCCGUCGUCGGUGUCUCGCCACUCGACCAGCCGGCGACAUCGCUCCAGUCGCUCCCACCAUGGUGGUCUCGCCCACCAGUCCCAGAAUGACUUUCCAAUUUUCACCCACACCGGCGACGUUGAGAUCGUGAUCCGCGCGAACAGCCAGGAGAGGCGAUAUCUUGUUCAUCGACUGAUCCUUUGCCAGUGCUCGGGGUUUUUCGAGGCGAGUACGCGUGAGGAGUGGUCGCGACAAGUGCCCUCCAAGCCCUCCAAUCCAGACCCAGGGUUCAUGUCGAGAAUCAGCGAAGAUAACUCGUCGUUGUCAAAUGGAUCAACCCUGGCCCAGUCAGAAACUGGAGCACUGAACUGGCCCCAAGACAAGCGAAGAUGGCGAUACGAGUUGGACUGGGAGAACAAGGCGGAGGAUGAGGAGCCGAUACUUGUCCAGAAGGCCCCAAGCUUUUCCAGUGCCUUUACGAGCGAUGCAUGUCAAUCCCCCUCUGCAAUGACCAAACCUUCCAACACGCAAGCGGGCUUUGUACGGUCGAUGGCGAACCUGGCUGGGAUGCAGUCCGUGGUGAAUGUCCCGCACGCAUCGCGGAUGGGGAACGCGGGGGUGGAUCCGACCAUCCGCGAUUACGAUAAUCUCUUCCGUCUGUUCUACAACUACGCGCCGGUGCUCAACAGCGUCAACAUCGCGACGGCGUACUCGGAGUGCAGGUCGCUCCUUGCGCUUGCUGAUAUGUACGAUGCGCUCCCAGUCACCGGGCCUCGGGUAGACCACCAUCUUCUCGGUUUUGGGUCGCGUCUGUUCAAGCAAAUCGCAAAAUAUCCACCGAGCUACCUGAAGCUAGGAUACCUCGCAAGGAGUCGGGUCAUCUUCGCAGAAGCCCUGAUCCAUGUGGUCGGACAAUGGCCCGCAGGCCUGCCUCACUUGCGGAACGGGCCCUACUCCCCCUUACCGAGCACCGUACUGGACAUCAUUGAGGACAAAGUAGAGGAUCUGGAGUACAUGAAGGCGCGCAUCGACUCCAAGCUCCUCCGGUUGACCCUGACUACCUCGCGCGGCGAGCGCGUCAGUCCGACCAACGCCUACCUCGACUGGCUAGCCAUCUCGCUCUUCCGACAGUGGCUCGUCGACAGCACGACGCCCCCGCCAGCUCCCAUCCUCAAAAACACAUCCGCGAAUGCCUACCCAGCCACGAACAACUCCACCGGUCGCUCCUCACAGUCAACCAGCCACCACCGCCAACAGGACCACCACUCAUCAUCGACGGCCUCCAAACCCAGCGCCUCCCCUCUGUCCUCCGCCCAGGUAUACCGACUCAUCGGCACGCCCUCAUCACAAGCCUACCUCCCGCACGACGAGCUCAAAAAGUUCCUCAAAGUCCACCCCACCCCGUCCUCCGAGUCCCUCUACACACGCGACAUCCUCAAGCGCUUCGAGCGCAAAAUGGACGAGAUCAAGCGUCUCGCGCGGGAAAUAGUCAAGCCGCUCAUGCGCAACUUCCUCGAGCUGGACCUGAAGGGCGGGGAAUUCAGCGACACAGGUCUUCCCUAUCUGACUUGCAUCAAGGUGGAAGAUGAAGAUAUUCCGUGGAGUUGA
Aspergillus campestris IBT 28561 is the source of this 1638-nucleotide messenger RNA. Its product is annotated as BTB/POZ domain-containing protein. Bases 1 to 1638 code for a protein of 545 amino acids. The transcript is spliced from 2 exons. The record is from RefSeq and is a predicted model, not a curated record. NCBI's taxonomy places the organism in Eukaryota, Fungi, Ascomycota, Eurotiomycetes, Eurotiales, Aspergillaceae.